This is a messenger RNA of Saprolegnia diclina VS20, 2364 nucleotides long. RefSeq lists its product as hypothetical. The transcript is spliced from 4 exons. The coding region runs from base 1 to 2364 and encodes 787 amino acids. The record is from RefSeq and is a predicted model, not a curated record. Gene Ontology annotation, biological process: intracellular protein transport; vesicle-mediated transport. Gene Ontology annotation, cellular component: membrane coat; clathrin adaptor complex. Lineage: Eukaryota; Oomycota; Saprolegniomycetes; Saprolegniales; Saprolegniaceae.
AUGUCGAUGCCCCCGCCACCACAGCCCAAGGGCGCCAACCCCAACUACUUCUCGGACCGCAAGAAGGGCGAAGUGAACGAGCUUAAGAACCUGCUGCGCGACGUCACGGUCGAGCGCGACCCGAAGAAGAAGCGUGAGAUCAUCAAGAAGGUCAUUGCGUACAUGACGCUUGGCAUCGACGUCUCGCGCAUCUUCAGCGAGAUGGUCUUGUGCGUCGACACGAAGGACAUUAUCACAAAGAAGAUGGUAUACUACUACCUGACCAACUACGCCAACAAGAACUCGGACCUGGCCAUCAUGUGCAUCAACACGCUCCUCAACGAUUGCCGCAACGAAGACCCGCUCGUGCGUGGCCUCGCGCUGCGGUCGCUCUGCUCGCUGCGGUUGGACUCGAUUCUCGAGUACAUUCAUGAACCGCUCCAGCAUUCGCUCACGGACACGAGCGCAUACGUCCGAAAGACGGGCGUCAUUGGCAUUCUCAAGGUCUUUUCGCUCAACAAGGACCUCAUCAAGGACAGUGACAUGGUCGACACGCUCUACAACAUGAUCCGCGACCGCGACCCGCAGGUCGUGUCCAACUGCUUGGUUGCGCUGAACGAGAUCAUGGCCGACGAAGGCGGCAUUGCGGUCAACCAGCAGAUCAUCAUGCAUCUGCUUACGCGCAUCUCCGAGUUCAACGAGUGGGGCCAGUGCAACAUCCUCCACGUCGUGAGCACGUACCAGCCGACGUCGGAAGAAGAGAUUUUCAACAUUAUGAACAUCCUCGAGCCGUCGCUCCGCGUCUCCAACUCGGCGGUCGUGCUCGGGACGGCCAAGUGCUUUCUGAACCUCACGAUCAAGAUGCCGCAGGUGCACAACCAAGUGUUUGAGCGCAUGCGCCAGCCGCUGCUGACGCUCAUGGCCGGCGGGUCGCACGAGCUCAACUAUUGCGUGCUGCACCACAUCCUCCUCAUGGUCGGCAAGUACCCGCGCGUCUUCUCGCCCGACUUUCGCCAGUUUUACAUCCGCUACAACGAGCCGUCGCACGUCAAGUACGUCAAGCUCGACAUCCUCAGCAGCAUCGCUGACAGCCACAGCGUGGCCGACAUCGUCACCGAGCUCUCCGAGUACGUCAACGACGUCGACCAAGAGCUCUCUCGCCGCGCCGUGCGCGCCAUCUCGCAGAUUGCAGUCGGCAACACGUUUGGCGUUGACGGCCUCGAGGCCAUGCACGACCAGAUCGUCGACACGAUGGUCGAGUUUCUCGAGCUCAACCUCGACUACGUCCGCGACGAGACGCUGGUCGUGAUGAAGGACCUCCUGCGCAAGUUCCCGCACAAGGUCCACGACGUCCUCGACGUCCUCCCGCGCAUCAUCCCCAAGGUCGACGACGCAGCCGCGAAAUGCGCGGUCAUUUGGAUGCUUGGCGAGUUUGGCCAAGACCUCCGCCGCGCCCCGUAUGUGCUCGAGAAGCUCAUUGACAGCUACGGCGACGAGCCGGCGCCGGUCGUGCUCCUCGAGCUUCUCGCUGCGUCGCUCAAGCUCUUCUUCAAGCGCCCUCCAGAGAUGCAGUCGAUGCUCGGCCGCCUCUUGACUGCCGGCGUCAACGACACGGCCAACCAAGACGUGCGCGACCGCGCGCUCUUUUACUACCGGCUCCUCUCGCAGGACGUCAACUCGGCCGCAACGAUCGUGCGCCAGUUCCAGCCCGAGGUUGUCGAGGUGUUUGCUGAGAUGGUCGAGACGGACCUCCAGGAAAAGCUCUUUAAAGAGUUCAAUACGCUCGCGGUGGUCUACAACAAGCCGAGUGAAACCUUUGUGGCGCCGUCGCAUUUGAUCGCUGCGACGGUCCACGACGAGCACGACGACCACGACGACCACGACGACGAAGGCGGCUACUCGGACGAAGACGCGCCGCCGACGCAGCAAGCGCCCAUGAUGUCGCCGCCCCAGCCGCGCGGCCCGCAGUCGGCGACCGUCGAUCUGCUUGGCAUGCUCGACUUUGGUGCGCCAGCGGCCGCCGCAGCCCCGGCGCCCGCGCCGUUCCAGCUGCUGCCGACGCCGACGAUGGACGCUGGUACCUUCCAGCAGCUUUGGGGCACGCUCCGCGUCGUGGCGCAGGUGCAGCUCCAGAUGCCGGGCAUUCCAGCGCAGGCGGAUAUCGAGCGCGCGUUUGGCGGCCACGGCAUUCUGACCAUGGCGGCCGGCGACGUCGGGCCGCAGUACAAGUUUUUCUUUUACGCCCAAGACACGCUCGGCAAGUACUACCUCGCCGAGACGGUGGUCGAGAAGGCGCCGAUGGUGCUGCACGCGGUCAUCAAGGGCCAGGACGACGUGGGCGGCCAGCAGUUUGGCGAGUACUUUAAGCGCGUCCUCUUUGGCUAG